Eruca vesicaria subsp. sativa (arugula) is the source of this 504-nucleotide messenger RNA. The record is from the annotation of a GenBank genome assembly. NCBI's taxonomy places the organism in Eukaryota, Viridiplantae, Streptophyta, Magnoliopsida, Brassicales, Brassicaceae.
AUGAACGCUGAUUCCGAGGCGGAGAUGAUGGAUGCUUUCGUUGUUGACAAGCCCUCCACCGCCAGGGAUGAUUUCCUCUCCGCCGCUCGGAGGCUCGUCGAACAAGGCCAGCCAUCUCAAGCUCUCCAAGCGGUUGUGAUGGCAAUGAGAACCCAAGGAGGAGAUGAGGCGGUACUUCAUAUACUCAACCGUACCCGUGAACUUUACAAGCGCAGAAUCCAAGAAACAGCUAGUGUGGAUCAGCUGGCUUCUAUAUUUGCAGAGUGUGCUAUUACAGAGGCACAGCCUCUUGGGCGCGAGCCGACAUCAACAGACUUAUUUGGUACCAGGGAAAGAGUUACAACGGAUGCUCGUGGCGUAUCUAUUCUGGAAAAGAGCGGGAGGUCGCAGAUCAUGCUUGAUGCAUUUGCUGAUGGAAGCAGCUUUAUCUGUUUGCAAUGCGGUGGUCUGGUGAGCACACAUAGGAGAGAUGAACACUAUGCGUACUGGUGUAGCAAUAUGUGA